Camellia sinensis is the source of this 2085-nucleotide messenger RNA. The record is from RefSeq and is a predicted model, not a curated record. NCBI's taxonomy places the organism in Eukaryota, Viridiplantae, Streptophyta, Magnoliopsida, Ericales, Theaceae.
CGUUUCGCACGGGGUUACAGAUCAAUUAUUGCGAGGGAGUGGUACAUGGAGCUCCCAGAUGCCGUUCGACAUAUUGUAGAUGAGGCCGGGUUUGGUCCGUUUUGUAUGGAGUUGUCGCGUCAUCCGACGAGAAGGACCCUUCUGGGCGCACUUGUGGAGAGAUGGUGGGACACCACCAACUCCUUCCAUUUUUCUGCCACCGGGGACAUGACGAUGACCCCGUAUGACUUUUCCAUACUGACGGGCCUCGAUGUGGCAGGCCGGCCGAUCCCAUACGAUACUGAUAUGGGGGAGUGGGAGGCAGCUUGGACUUAUCUACUCGAAGCCCAUUCGCCGCCUUGCAGAUCACCGGGCAUGGUUAGGUACACCUGGUUUGCGGAGCAGUAUAGAUGGACUACGCCCGAGACUAUUGAGGCCAUACAGCAGUAUGCUCGGGGAUUUUUGAUGUUCCUCCUCGGGACCACUCUUUUCUCCGAUAGGGGGAGCACAGUCGGGCUUUAUCUUCUCAGUGCUCUGGUAGACCUAUCACAGGUCUGGCAUUUUGAUUGGGACGGCGCUGGCCUCGCUACCCUUUAUUGCUACAUGAGUGCGACCUCCCGAGAGCGGGGGACCAUAGUAGGUGGCUACUGGCGAGCCUGGGAGGUACAUUCGGCCCUCUUGAUUUACAUUUCUGCUUUUCAUUAUCUGUAUACCACACACUGCACACAUUGCACACUUUACAUUCCGUGCUCUGCAUUCUGUACUCAGCAUUUUGCAUUUUCUAUACAUUCUGUAUUCGCAUUCUACACUCAACACUCUGCAUUUUCUAUACAUUCUGUAUUCUUAUUACCACUGUCUUGCCUUUCAUAGCUGUGGGUUUAUGCCUACUUCUCGACGCUCGCUCCCGAGCUGGAGGUCGAGGCACCGCUUGAGAUACCGUACUCGCGCCGAUUCGAGGGUCGGUGUCUGUCCAGGCCUCAGGAGACAUUGCUAUAUCUCCAGUAGUAUUUCGACAUGGUGUGGGCAGACGAGAUCACUUGGCAGCCUUGGCUGGCGAUGCCCGGGUAUUCCCGGUUCCAGUUCGCCGGGGCAUGGGGCGCCUCACGAUAUAGGGUUUUGUUUGAGGGACCAGUCGGCAGAGCCUGGUUUCUCGGGGAUCACUUCAUGCGCCAGACGAUGGGCAAUCCCACUCAGGAGAUCCCCUCAGCACCUCCACUCGACAUGCGGUCCACAGAGAGCCUCACUCCCCGGGAGGUUAACGACCUUAUGUUGGGUGUCGACGCAGAUCUUUUCCUGGAGGAGGGGGAGUACGCGAUAUACCGCCAUACAUACUUGAUGCCUCCACUGAUAGGUGUCCGUACUCCUACGAGGAAGGCUGCUGAUAUGCCAUCGUCGAAUCGCGCUCGAGCUACAGACAUCCCUUCCACUAGCAGGGCUAGCAAAUCGAGGGGUAGGGCUAGAGGGAUGCCCUCGACUUGCCAGUAUGCUGGGUGGCCAGUUCUUCCGACCGAGCUGAUGGGCUGGCAGUAUGGGUCAUCUUACCCGAUUCCACUAGAGCCUCCAUUGCCCGAUCAUCGAUACGUCAGUGACCCUGACUCACCACCGCCUCCCAGAGAGUAUACUGAGGGGUUGCUCGAAGUGGUGGCCUCACUCGAGAGCAUGGUCCUGCGGAGGGAGACGCUGCUGUACGCCUCCGGCAUUUCGGUCACACCACUAUAGGCCGGGCCAUCUAGGCCUUCUCGAUCAGCUGGGAGAGGGACCUUGACUCGCGGCCGGGGGAGACGCAAAGCACCUGUCAGACAUGACGAGGAGUCCAGCGAGGAGGAGGAGUCGGCACAUCCACAGUCAGAGACAUCUGCAGGCAGGGAUGAUGACUCUGGUUCCAGUUCUAAAGACGGAGGUGACGCCGAGGAGGAUUCCGAGGACAGCGGCUCUGAUUCGGACGGAGAUGCCGACGAUGGUGGCACAGAGGCUGCUUAGCUGAAGAGGUCAAAUAGGGCCUCUCAGUUUUGAGCUUGAUAGCACUGAUGCAGAUAUUCCUACUUUAUUUUUCUUUUUACAUGUGGUUGUAGCACAUUGUAUAGCUUAGGUAGUUUUAUUUUCUUU